AUGGUUGGUAGAACCCCACCAAAGCAAAGUAUAAUGUUAUCUCUCAAUCCUGUUCUAAUCAGAGAAACACUCAACAAGGUGGAUCAGUGCAUGGUUCGACUGCAGGAACUUCAGUACACUGUGGCAGGUGGAACGAAGGUGGAUUCAGGGGUAAGUCUCAGCCCUCGAAGCACCAAAGGUUAUCUCAGAACCAGUGUAAGGUGUAAGCAAGAAUCAGUAAGGGUGAAGCAUGAUGCAGAAAGAAGAUCCCCAGCAGGGAAAAUUCCAAAGCCAACAAAUUCAGAAGAAGGUGAAGAAUGGAGGCAAAUGUCAUUGUCUGCAAUGCUUGUUGGUGAAACUGUGGGACAAAUUUUACACGCAAGUCAAUUUGCCAGAAAAAUAGUUUCAACUGUCAGUAGGAAAAAUGCCACCAAGGAUCCAAAAACUCCACUGUCCCAACUCUCAAAACAAAAACUUGACCCUGAAAACACGAAGUUCAAUGAUAGAAGGAGGAAAGAGAAACAAAUAAAUUCAGUUUCUGAUACCCCACCACCUCAAAGGGCUCGAUCUAGGAUAAACUUUAAGGUUUCUCCUCCAAAAGGGAGAGAGUUUGACAAAGAGAAUAGUAAGUGUUUCUCAAAUAAGGUAUCUUCCAAGAAUAGACCAUGUGGUAGCAAUAAUAGCAAGACAGUGCUAGUCACCAACCCUUUAUUCUUGUCUACACACUUUUCAAGGCAACAACAUUUUUGCAAGACAAAAUCUCCGGUCAUAUCAAGAAGCAUAGGAACACAACACAAGUGUUCGAUCAAGUCCCCACCUAAAGAAGCUUCCCAAUUUCAAGUCAAAAUAAAAAACCCAUCAACUGUGUCUAUUUCCUCUUCAUCUACAAGAACUACAACUACAAGUUUGAGUUUGAGCAAGAAGAGUUCUCCAAAGAGAUGGGCUCCACCUUUCUCUCCUUCUAGAGUGGCAGCAAGACUAUUAGCUUCCUCAAAAUUAAAGAGCAAGAAAACUGAGCAGAAAAAUGAUAGAUUAUUAGCUUCCUCAAAAUUGAAGAGCACGAAAACUGAGCAGAAAAAUGAUGGGGUAGGAAAUUUGAGGAAGAGUUCUUCAAAGAGAUCACUUACAUCAAAAUUAACUCGAACUUUCUCUCCUUCAAGACUGGUAAAAAAAUUUGUUUCACCAUUGAAGAGCGAGAAAAAUGUACAGCAAAGGAACGGGUUAGUAAAUGGAGUGAAACAACGCCCGUCAUCAACUGCGCAAAUCCCUGCUACAAAAAUUUGA
Messenger RNA from Sphenostylis stenocarpa, 1263 nucleotides. The record is from the annotation of a GenBank genome assembly. NCBI's taxonomy places the organism in Eukaryota, Viridiplantae, Streptophyta, Magnoliopsida, Fabales, Fabaceae.